This is a messenger RNA of Cetraspora pellucida, 1078 nucleotides long. NCBI's taxonomy places the organism in Eukaryota, Fungi, Glomeromycota, Glomeromycetes, Diversisporales, Gigasporaceae. The record is from the annotation of a GenBank genome assembly.
AUGGCACCAAAAAGAAAACACGAGAUGAUCGAUGUAGAAAUACCCAAACUACCUACACAUGAUUCAAAACGCACAAAAUUGUUUGUUAUUGGUAGCAACGAUUGUGGUGAACUCGGCUUAGGUGACAGUUUUAAAGAAGUGAAAUAUCCUAGACAUGCUAAAAGUUUGGUCGAUUUUCCUAUUGUGAAAAUUAGUUGUGGAAGUUUACACGUAGCAGCUCUAACUCGAGAUGGAAAGGUUGUUACUUGGGGUUGCAAUGAUGAAGGUGCAUUGGGCAGAGUUACUAAAAGUGAAGAAAAUCCAAAUGAAACUGAUGAAAAUGUACCAGCAUAUGCUCAAGGUCUUGAUAAUAUAAUUAUAGUCAAGGUCGCUUGUGGUUCAAAUAUAACGUUUGCUUUAUCUGAUAAAGGCCAAUUAUAUGCUACAGGAACAUUUAGGGAUAAUAACGGGAAUACUGGGUUUACCUCAGCAAUUAAUAAGCAAUCAAUGUUCGUGAAAUACGGCCCUACUUCCCACUUAAAAAUUGCUGACAUCGCUGUCGGAGACAAUCACGCGUUAAUGUUAACGACUCAAGGUGAUUUAUACACUUUUGGAUGCAUGGAUUCUUAUCAGCUUGGAAGAAGAAUAUCGGUACGUAAGCCUAAUGGCUUAAGAUUGAUUCCUGAAAAAAUAUCAAUAAACCGAAUUAUAAAGGUUUUUGCUGGCGGAUACCACAGUUUCGCGGUCGGUGAUGGUGGAAUUACGUAUAUAUGGGGUCAAAAUGCGGAGGGUCAAUGUGGUAUUGAAUCGCCGAAUCCUAUUGUAACUCCAAUGAGGUUAGAAUUCUUCGAAAAUUUAUCCAGUGUGAAACAAAUUUCCGCAGGACUUCACCAUACGUUGGUCCUUCUAGAAAAUGGUGAUGUUUAUAGUUUUGGCAACACUAGAUAUGGACAAUUAGGCAUUGGUGCUUCGGAAGGAAACCGAAAGUCUCCUGGUUUUGGCGGAACAUAUGCCCUGGGAAAUCGAAGUGAAAAUAACGAGUUAUUACCAUUCGAACUUAAAUGUAAAGAAUUUGGGGAAAUUUCAGCAAUUGGGGAAG